Molecule: messenger RNA, 5259 nt
Organism: Gryllus bimaculatus (two-spotted cricket)
Lineage: Eukaryota; Metazoa; Arthropoda; Insecta; Orthoptera; Gryllidae
Source: the annotation of a GenBank genome assembly
AUAUACAGGAUAUCGUGGUAUAUUCUAGUUCGUUGACUAUAGUCCUCUUCGCAUAGAGCGUACACUUGUUUGUUUAUAGCUUUGUUCUCUGCCAGUGCUGGCAGUCACGUGAUAGUAUUUCCCCCCCAAAUUACUGCAAACUGUUGGUACACCUUAGAGACUUUGAAUUUGGUAUGUUGGUGUCACUGAUUAGAAUCAUUAACAACUGAAGGUUGAAGUGCCAUGCAGGUGCCAUGCUGCUGGGUAAAAACAUUGCUGUGAUAAUGCCAUGUUGUAUAUGCGGAUGCUGAAAAUAUCGGAUAAUGCAAUGGAUGGACUUAUCAGGAUCGUAGUUGACGAACUUGCCUUGAUAUAGUGUAGAUUAGUUAUAGGCGGAGAGGAUAACUUCUGAAAUUAUUAGAAUUUGCAUUGCCCCCUGGCUAUAGGUUAAGUGUAUGUUGGUGAACAUACAUUACAUUGAGUGGUCUAAAUUGGUGGUGUCUCGAGUAAUCGGCGCCGGAGAAAUAGUAUAACGAGCUGUUGGAGCAUGGUGCGAAGUCUUUGGCGUAGAUGAAGCAGUUUACUUCUGGAUUAUCUAUGUGAAAAGUGCUUAUGAGUAACGCAGGUUUUGCCUAGGAUGCCCAUAAAUGAGAGGAAGAGAAAAUUCAAUUUUUGUUGCCUAGUUUUUAAGUUGUCAUUUGCUUGAAAACAGAUUUAAAGUGAUUUCAUUACGUAAUCUUUCGAAUGAACAAUGGGAAAACAUAAGAAAGGGUUUAAUUGGAAAUCAAGGCAGGUAGUUGAGACAACAAUAGAUGAUUCUAAAUCAAAAAAGCUUGUUGUUGACAUUCAAGGAUUACGAUCUGAUACAUAUGAUGACUGCAAUGCAUUAGUUAUUCCAUCUGAGAAACGAAAAACCAAGAAGAAAGUACAGAAUGAUGUUCCACAGAAAAUAUUGUCCAAAAAACAGAGAAAAAGAUUACAACAAAUAGUUGACAGGAAAAACAAAAAGGAAACUCGAGCUUCUCUGCUUAAUGCUCUUGCGGAAGUGCAAGCACCUCCUGAAGUUCUGAAGAAGUUGGUUUCAAUAACCAAGUACCAAACCAAAGGACUUAAACGAAUUCACGAGGAAGAAAUUUGCACUGCUGAAGAAAAUACUUCUGGAGAAAAUGUCAUGACUAACAAAUUAGUUGGACACCGUAAACGAAGAAUGCUGCUUAAUGAGGAUACUAAUGAACAAGCUACUAAAGACCCUAAUAUUGUGGGUUUUGAGUCUUCAUCCAGCAGUGAUGAUGAAACUAGUGAAGAAGAGGAAGAAGAAAAGGAUGGUAAUGAAGAAAAUCAUUUGGUUUGUGAGGAUCAUAUGAGAAACACUGAAAUGGGUACCGGAAAAUCUAAGGAGAAUGCCCUGGAAGAAAAGUGUGGCUGUGAAAGUGAAAUAAGCCAUACAGUUGAAAGGGAAGUGAUUGCAGUUGACAAAAAUUCUGAGCAGCUACCUCAAGUUGCAAUAGGAGGACCAAAAAUCACAGCCCCAAAUGUACCAGCUGUGUUUGUGCCAGUGAACAGACCACCUGGUGUACAAGAAGCUCGAAUGAAAUUGCCUGUUCUAGCAGAGGAACAGGCCAUCAUGGAAGCGAUUAACGAAAAUGAUGUUGUGGUAUUAGCAGGUGAAACAGGAUCUGGAAAAACAACUCAAAUGUCCUUUUGUAUUAAUCGUAAUAAUUUCCUCCUAGGUCAGCAAGAAGUUCGAGCAUUGGUGAGAAAUCUUCGUAAGGCAUUCCCCUAUAGACGUAUGGAAAUCGGGUCAGAAAAGGAGGAAUCCAAUUCUGUAAAAUUAGAGGAAAGUGAGAGUGAGGAUGAUUUUCCACACAAAAAAAAUCCAAAAGUGAAGAAAUCAAAUGAAAUUCAUUUACCUAUUAUUGAUCUUGAUGAAUAUCCUGUUGUGAGUUCUGGAGAUGUGGACGAAGAUGAACUUGCCCUCAGUGAUGAUAAUGAAGAUAUGGAAGAAGAAAUAGAUGAUCCAAAAGCAACUCGGGCUCCCAUGUGGGUAUUGCCUCUUUAUUCGUUGCUUCCUGGCCACAAACAAGCAAAGGUGUUCGAGCCACCGCCUCCAGGAAGUAGAUUGUGUGUGGUUGCCACAAAUGUUGCUGAAACUUCUCUGACCAUUCCAAGUGUACGUUAUGUUGUGGAUUGUGGCAAAGAAAAGAGGCGUCGUUAUGACAAAACUACUGGAGUGUCAGCAUUUAUGGUUACAUGGACUAGCAAAGCCUCUGCCAAUCAGAGAGCAGGCCGUGCAGGUCGAACAGGCCCAGGUCACUGCUAUAGGCUUUAUUCAUCAGCAAUGUUCAAUGAUCAAUUCGAAGAAUAUUCGAUACCAGAAAUGCAAAGAAAGCCUGUAGAUGAUUUGGUGCUGCAAAUGAAGUCGAUGGGCAUCCAUAGAGUGAUUAACUUCCCAUUUCCUUCACCUCCUGGACAGGAGCAACUGCAAGCAUCUGAGAGGAGGCUCAUUCUUUUAGGGGCCCUGCAGCGAAGAGAGGGGAGCAGUGAAGAUGACUGGACUGCACGAAUUACAUCUCUUGGACAAUCUAUGGCUACAUUUCCUGUAGCGCCCCGUUUUGCCAAAAUGCUUGCUCUGAGUCAUCAACAAGAUUUAUUGGCUUAUACAAUAUGUAUGGUGGCAGCUCUGGCUGUGCCUGAAGUUCUUAUAGACACAGCUGGAAAUAAAGAAACUGCUGCAUUCAGAAGAAUGUGGGCUGGUACAGGCAACUCCCUUUUAUUGGGAGAUCCUAUGGUGUUGAUGCGUGCAGUGGGUGCUGCUGAACAUGCUGGCACUACUGGGGGCCUGGCAAGCUUUUGCGAAAAGCAUGCUUUGAGGCUCAAGGCAGUGGUGGAAGUAAGGAAACUCCGCCUCCAGCUGACUGCUGAAAUUAAUUCAGCAAUUCCAGACCUUGACCUGGUGGUGGACCCUCAGAUGCCUCCGCCAUCUGAUGAGCAGGCCAGAUUACUGCGACAGUUGUUGCUUGCAGGCCUAGGGGACCAAGUGGCACGUCGCGUUGAUCCUGAAACAAUAAAAGAUGAGGAAGAUAAAAUGAAGUGGAAGCAUGCAUAUAGGUGUGGAGAAUUGGAAGAACCAGUCCGCAUUCAUUCAACUUCUGUGCUCCGAAGGGAGUAUCCUGAGUGGGUGAUUUACCAAGAAGUAUAUGAAGUAGAAGGUCAGCGCUUAUUUAUGCGAGGAGUCACUGCCAUUGAGCCUGAGUGGCUGCCCUCUUUGGCUCCUGCUUUGUGUCACCUUUCCUUGCCUUUACCUGAGUACACUCCAACUUAUGAUUCCUCAACAGAUAGCAUACAAUGCCACAUCACUGGCACUUAUGGUCGAGCUGCGUGGAAUUUACCUAUUGUUCAAAUUGAAUAUCCAUCUGGCUUAGAACGAUACAAAUGGUUUGCUGUCUUCUUCCUUAAUGGAUCAGUAUGCCCCAAACUUGCAAGCUACACAUCAGAACUUCUCUCUACUCCAGCCAGUAUAACUAAAGUUUGGGCUAACCUGCAACCGCGAACAGAAAUUUUUCUAAAAACUUUGAUGGCGUAUCAAGUUGACACAAAAGCAAAGUUACUCGAACAGUGGAAGCAGGAUGCAACAUAUUUAUUAGAACCAUAUAAGAAAUGGUUGCCUGAAUCAGCACACAAUGAUGUGAUUAACAUUUGGCCACCAUUGUAAUAACUUACAUCUCAAGGAAGAAAUUCUCGAUGUGUAAAUUAUAUUAGGUUAUAAAAUGGCAAAUCAUACAAAGAAACCUCCAACAUCUCAGGGUUUCUAAACAUAUUCUUGGAAUUUUCAAGCUUGCAUAUAUGAACAUCAGACAAGCAUAAAUGUACUUGCAUAAAAUGGAAACAUUUGUGGAUUUUAUUUGUGGCACUGAUUGAAUGAAGAUGAGAUCCAUACAAACACAUCAAGAAGUAGAAAACCACGAGGUAAAUGUCAGUUAACAUGCAGGAACUUAUUCUGUUAUGUAGUUAUCGGCUUUAUCUCUUUCUCUAGUGUUAGUUGUAUUGACUAUGUAUGAUGUAUACAUACAUUCCACAAGUUAUUAUAACUCCUCUCUAUAACUAUUUUUGAUACAGAGAAGUGAUUUAUAUUGUAUGUCAUGAGUAAACAAAUUGUCUGAGAGUCUUGUAAUGAAAUAGCUUUUGUUAACAUUGGGUGAGAGUGGACAAAAGUAGGCAAGUAGAGUAGUGAAACUUAUUUUGGUUUUGAAAUUGAAAACUAGUCUAAACAAGUUGCCUCAAUGAAAUAAAUCUUUGAUGUAACUGUAGGUAACAUAUUAUGUAACACAUUUGUGCCAUUCUGUGUUUACUUAAAUUGUUAGUUUGAAUCUCUUGCAUCAGCUGACCCUGUGAUUACGACCUUAAAAUUGGUCUUUUAGAGUGGUGGUCGCCUUAAAGGGAACUAUCACACUAUUAAACUGUACUCACUACUGCUGCUACGACUACUAUGAUAGACAUUGUAACACCGUUCUGGUUUCAAAUAAAAACUUUAUUGUACUGCAUCAUUAAAUUACUUUGAUCAACUGUAUUCAUUAAUUAAUAUGAAUAUAAAAACUAAUAGUAUAGUGUACUAAAAGAUUUGUUCUUCUUCAGAUAAUAUGUUAUUGACAUAAAGUGAUCUCCUGAUUAUCAUAAUCCAGGGGGUAUUAUUUUGCUUCUGUGAAAUUAUCUUUGAAUUUUAUAUCGCAAUAGUUUCUCUAUAUUUCCUGGGAGAUCUCUCCUUUGGAGUUAUCGUGAAAACUCUUGCACCUCAUCAUUGUUGCUUAUCUGAAAGACUCCGAAAUGGCUUGACUCAGAGUUAUUUCCAAACUUUCAGGUUUAUUAUUUCAGUACAAGGUUUUCUGUUCAUCUUAAAGAGAAUGCAAUGUUACAUAGUGACAAAAAAUUGAGGUCUUUGGUUGGAAAGAGGGGUAGUCAACUUUAAAGGGGUAAAAAUGCAUUGGUCUUAUGGAAUAAGUAUUCCGUGCCAUAGAAAACUGGUCACAAAAAGGGGUGGUCUUGAGGAGAGGUUUCAGUAUGUAUUUAAUAUAAUGAUGCAUCAUCAGAGCAUUAGUUUCUCAGAGCUUAAAAUAAAUAUUGUAUAACGUAAGAAAAUUGUGAAAAUCUACUCUCAUUAGAGUUAAAUUCAUUCCAUGAUCAAUUUUACUUCUUACUCGUAGUCUUAAAAAAAAUGGUGCAAGAUAUAAAUUAGAAUUUCUUUCCUUUCUUUCUUUCCUUUCUUUCUUUCCUUUCUUUUCUUUC